AUGAGUAGCCAAAUCCCCGGGUUCUACUUUGACCCCGAAAAGAAGAAAUAUUUCAAGAUUCAGCCUAAUCACAUCGCGCCUGCGGGGGCUUCGUAUUCUCGCGAAUCUGUCAAGAGGCGGCGUCUGGAACAAAAGGAAAAGCAGAAGAAGGCAGCUUUCGAUCAGCGAAUCGCUCGAGAGAGAGUGCGCAAGAAUGGCUUCCUUCAUCAUCCUCUAAUCGGCGCCGAUAGAGAGGUCGGGUCGCAGCCUACCUCUAGGAACCUUAGGCAAGAGCAAUACGCCCGUAUCUAUGUGAGCCAGUUGGGACGGAGAAAGGUGCAUGAGUUCAAGCCCUGGCCAGAUGAAUACUCCAUUAGGAAUUUGAUCCGGCACCAAGAUUCGGGGAUUCUCAUUGCUGGUGGGCAACGAGGACAGGGGUCGGCGGUCUCAUUGUGCUUUCCUGAUGUCGAGAACGACAACUGGACCUACAACCAGGAAAUGGAACGUGUUCUCCUCAAAGAUCUAUACCGACUAUCAUCACUCUCACAAAGCCACACAGGAUUUCUCCUAGCGACCAUGGAUAGCGGUCCGAGAGGCGACUCAUUCCUUGCUCCUCUCAUGCUUCCAGCUCCUGACCAAGGAGGCGACUACUCCCAGCCCUCGAACCUUAUUCACCCUAUCCGUAUCCCGGGAAAAUCGUCACUAUGGUGUUCAGCAGCCUGCCCAACAGGCCCCAAGGCCAUAUUUGCUAUCGGUACAUCAGAAGGACUCUGCACUCUUGAAGGCUACGGGAGUCGCUGGGGGGUUUAUCGUAAACAGUUUCCCCCGGGGACAGUCCGCCGAGCCCGUGAUUCUUCUCAUGCCGAAGUUAUGGGUUUGGACUGGAUUUCGUCGGACGUCAUUGCAUGCGGGCUGAGAAGCUCGGCCAUUUUCCUGCAUGAUAUGCGAAGUAAUGGGAGCACAAUGCGGCUCCAGCAUCCAGACACCAUUAAAAAGGUCCGCAAGCUUGACCCAUACCGACUGCUAGUUGCCGGAUUCAAUUCCUUGCAAAUGUACGACCUCCGUUAUGCCCCAAAUGGCAUCCAACCAAUCCCAUUACCACUGAGCCGUUCUCAUACUUCAACUCGCCCUUACGUGACUUUCCCGGAGUACUCGCCAUAUUUCUUUCCAGACUUCGACUUGAGCAGCGAACUCGGUCUGCUAGCAAGUGAACCUAAUCAAUUUGAUGGUGAUAAAGUUUCGAAGGACCACCGAGUACAGUUGUUCUCAUUAAAUACUGGGAAGACAGUUCCUUCACCCAUCUCGAACUAUCGCUACUCGGAACCUGCCACCUCCGUCCUCUUUGAGUCCGGCGAUGAAGAUUUGAGUCCGUACGGGCCUCAAAAGCCCAGUCUCCUGGUCGCCUCCGAGGCACAAGUCGACCAAUGGAUCUGGAAGUAG
Molecule: messenger RNA, 1419 nt
Organism: Penicillium chermesinum
Lineage: Eukaryota; Fungi; Ascomycota; Eurotiomycetes; Eurotiales; Aspergillaceae
Exons: 9
Coding region: 1-1419 (472 amino acids)
Cellular component (GO): Cul4-RING E3 ubiquitin ligase complex
Molecular function (GO): protein binding
Source: RefSeq, a predicted model, not a curated record